AUGGAGACGUCGCCGCCAGGCACGGAGUGCACCGAACUGCUGCGGGGCCGGGGCCAGGCUGGGCCUGGCGCGGUUUCUCAGGCUGCAGCAGACUUGAAGCAAUUCUGCCUGCAGAACGCGCAACAUGAUCCCUUACUGACAGGAGUAUCAUCGAGUACAAAUCCAUUCAGACCCCAGAAAGUUUGUUCAUUUUUGUAA
Acanthisitta chloris (rifleman) is the source of this 198-nucleotide messenger RNA. It is a transcript of the gene GNG5, whose product is annotated as guanine nucleotide binding protein (G protein), gamma 5. Gene Ontology annotation, molecular function: G-protein beta-subunit binding. The transcript has 2 exons. Gene Ontology annotation, biological process: G protein-coupled receptor signaling pathway. The record is from RefSeq and is a predicted model, not a curated record. Lineage: Eukaryota; Metazoa; Chordata; Aves; Passeriformes; Acanthisittidae. The coding region runs from base 1 to 198 and encodes 65 amino acids. Gene Ontology annotation, cellular component: heterotrimeric G-protein complex.